Molecule: messenger RNA, 1244 nt
Organism: Dendrobium catenatum
Lineage: Eukaryota; Viridiplantae; Streptophyta; Magnoliopsida; Asparagales; Orchidaceae
Product: metalloendoproteinase 4-MMP
Exons: 1
Coding region: 274-1077 (267 amino acids)
Biological process (GO): collagen catabolic process; proteolysis; extracellular matrix organization
Cellular component (GO): extracellular matrix
Molecular function (GO): zinc ion binding; metalloendopeptidase activity
Source: RefSeq, a predicted model, not a curated record
UAUAUUUGAGCGCUGCCCCUAAUUCCCCUCCCCACAAAAUAAAAUAAAACCAAAGAACUCACCAAUCAUAGAAGCAUCAGAAAUCAUCCUUCCAACCGUUACAUAAUUUGGUCACCAAAUUUUCCAUCAUCUUCAAGUCAGAGAAAACUCCCUCCCUCUCCCACAAACAUACUCAUAUUAUAUACAUAUUUAAAUAGUAUAUAUAUGGUUUCCUCCUGUCAAUAUUAGCAAUAAAUUUAUGAACUCCUUCACAAGACUUCCCCAAUAAGAACCAUGCCUUACAACUCCCUUCUACUUCACCUCUCCCUCCUCCUCCUCCUCCUCCUCCUCCCACCUUCCACGGCCUCCAUCUCCUCCUCUUCCGGCUGCGGCCUACCCGACGACGAACCCCCGUUAAAAUCCGUUCGCCGAUUCGCAUACUUCCCCGGCCAGCCUCGAUGGUCUCGCCCUUCCCCUCUCCACCUCACCUACUCCCUCUCCCCCACGAACACCAUAGACUACGUCAACCGCCCCGCAAUCGACGCCGCCGUGCGCCGAUCGUUCGCUCGAUGGGCGAAGGUCAUCCCAAUGACCUUCUCCCACUCCAAAGACUUCCAAACCGCCGACGUCAAGGUCGCUUUCUACGCCGGCGAUCACGGCGACGGGCAACCAUUCGACGGCGUCCUCGGCGUGCUCGCCCACGCCUUCUCCCCCGAGAAUGGCCGGCUCCACCUCGAUGCGGCGGAAAGGUGGGCCGUCGACUUCAGCAAGGAGGAGUCAAAGGUUGCCGUUGACUUGGAAUCAGUGCUGACUCAUGAGAUUGGACAUGUCCUCGGCUUAGCGCAUUCGACGGUGCAGGAGGCGGUCAUGUAUCCGAGUCUAAGCCCGAGGACGAAGAAGGUGAAUUUGCGAGUGGAUGACAUUGAAGGAGUUCAAGCUCUGUAUGGUUCGAAUCCAAAUUUCACUUUGAGCUCUCUUUUAGAGGCUGAGACUUCUGAUGGUUUGAGAAGAGGAGGAAGAGCUGAUGGUGGACUCGGUGAGUUGAUCAGAAGUGUUAUAAUUGGAUUCUGUUUAUUUUUUUCUUUUAUUUUUUGGUGAGCUGAGGAUAAUGGGGUUUUUUUUUUGGUUAAUAGUUAGUAGUUGGGGAUAGAGAUUGAUUAAGUUGAUAAUGAUGUGAUUAAGAGAUGAUAAUAGGUUGAUUGAUUAUUGUUUAGAUCGAUACACUGUACAUGAAUUAAUUAAUGGCCUUUUUUGUUUAAGGUCAA